UCGAAAAGAGAAAGAAAGUCAAAGCGUAGCCGAUUGUCAAUUUGGGACCGAAAAAUCGCACGAGUCUAAACUUGGCAAUAGUCAUUGACUUCUUAGUGGCACUUCCGCAGCCCAGUAGAGGCGAAGUCUCAUGAGAUGUGGACCCUUCAGGCUCCCCAACCUGUCCAACAUUUCCACCACCCCGUCCAUGCGGCGUCGCAGCGCCACGCCACCGUCGCCUUCCGCCCCUCAACCACCACCGACAAUAACCAGUUAAUCCAAUCGCUCUGUAAAAAGGGCAGCUUCAAACAAGCCAUUCAAGUCCUCUCUCAUGAACCCAACCCCACCCAGCGCACCUACGAGCUCUUGAUCCUCUCUUGCGCCCGCCAGAAGUCCCUCUCCGACGGCUUGGCGGUUCACAAUUGCCUCGUCGAUGACGGGUUCGAUCAGGACUCCUUUUUAGCCACGAAGCUCAUAAAUAUGUAUUAUGAGCUGGACUCUAUCGACUAUGCCCGCCAGGUGUUCGACAAAAUUAACAACAGAACUAUAUUUGUUUGGAAUGCGUUCUUUAGGGCUUUAACCUUGUCUGGUCAGGGUGAAGAGGUGUUGGAUCUUUACCGUCGGAUGAACCGGAUAGGAAUUCCUUCUGACAGGUUUACGUACACGUAUGUACUGAAAGCCUGCGUUGCUUCCGAGUCAUUGGCCUCAUUGCUACAAAAGGGGAAGGAAAUUCAUGCCCAUAUUUUGCGACAUGGGUACGAAACGCAUGUCCACAUUAUGACCACUUUGGUGGAUGUCUAUGCAAGGUUUGGCCGUGUAUCGAAUGCGGCUUGUGUUUUCAAUGACAUGCCGGUGAAGAAUGUGGUUUCAUGGAGUGCCAUGAUCGCUUGUUAUGCAAAGAAUGGAAUGCCCUUUGAAGCUUUGGAACUUUUUCGUGAUAUGAUGCUUGAGACCACUGAUUUACUUCCAAAUUCGGUGACAAUGGUCAGUGUACUCCAAGCUUGUGCAUCACUUGCUGCUUUGGAGCAAGGUAAGUUGAUACAUGGCUACAUACUCAGAAAAGGGCUUGAUUCAAUUUUGCCGGUUAUAAGUGCUCUUGUGACAAUGUAUGCAAGAUGUGGUAAUCUUGAACUGGGGAGACGCGUCUUUGAUCAGAUAGAUAAGAGAGAUGUUGUUCUGUGGAAUUCCAUGAUUUCAAGUUAUGGGAUUCAUGGAUUUGGGAGAGAGGCAAUUCAAACUUUUAAGCAGAUGAUUCGCGAACAAAUCUCUCCAAGUCUCAUAUCAUUUGUUAGUGUUCUGGGAGCUUGUAGCCACGCAGGGCUUGUUGAGGAGGGCAAACUUUUGUUCAAUUCUAUGGUUAAAGAACACAGAAUCUAUCCUAGUGUGGAGCACUAUGCUUGCAUGGUUGAUCUUCUAGGCCGUGCCAAUCAAUUAGAUGAAGCAGCAAAGGUAAUAGAAGACAUGCGGAUUGAACCUGGAAGGAAAGUUUGGGGUUCCCUUCUUGGAGCAUGCAGGAUACAUGGCAAUGUUGAGUUUGCAGAGCGAGCAAGCCAAAGACUUUUUGAGCUUGAGCCUAUGAAUGCGGGGAAUUAUGUUCUCUUGGCUGAUAUUUAUGCAGAAACUAAGAUGUGGGAUGAGGUAAAAAGGGUGAAGAAGCUGCUCGAAGCUCGCGGGCUGCAGAAAGUCUCAGGUUGCAGUUUGAUUGAAGUUGGAAGGAAGAUAUAUUCAUUCACAUCAGUUGAUGAAUUCAACCCACAAAUUGAACAAGUCCAUGCUUUAUUACUAAAGCUAUCCGCGGAGAUGAAGGAGAAGGGUUAUGUUCCAGAGACCAAAGCGGUGCUCUAUGAUCUUGAUACACAAGAGAAGGAAAGAAUGGUAUUAGGCCAUAGUGAAAAACUGGCAGUUGCCUUUGGACUGAUUAACAGCAGCCGAGGAGACACCAUUAGGAUCACCAAGAACCUGAGAUUAUGUGAAGACUGUCAUUCUGUCACAAAGUUUAUUUCCAAGUUCACAAAUAGAGAGAUUCUAGUGCGAGACGUUAACCGGUUCCAUCAUUUCAAAGAUGGGGUUUGUUCGUGCGGAGAUUAUUGGUAAUCUUGUGUGAACUUCAUUUAUAAUUUCGCUUUUAUUACUUCUCACUUGCAAUUCCUUGUUAGAGCUUAGAGUAAGUUUGAUAUGUACAGUUCCCAACACCUGAUCACAAGAUAUAUACUUUACUACCAAUGCUAAUGAAGGACGUUGAGAUUUUUUACUAAUUUAUCUACUUGUU
Diospyros lotus (date-plum) is the source of this 2248-nucleotide messenger RNA. RefSeq names its product pentatricopeptide repeat-containing protein At3g46790, chloroplastic. Lineage: Eukaryota; Viridiplantae; Streptophyta; Magnoliopsida; Ericales; Ebenaceae. The record is from RefSeq and is a predicted model, not a curated record. The coding region runs from base 136 to 2073 and encodes 645 amino acids. Gene Ontology annotation, biological process: RNA modification. Gene Ontology annotation, molecular function: protein binding; zinc ion binding; RNA binding. The transcript has a single exon.